UUUUUUUUUUUUUUACUUUGAAUAGUGUACUACAGUAGUAAUUUCUGUGAAAAAUUAUUUGGAUUUUUGCUUUUUAAUUCAGUUGGGUUGUUUGAUUCUUCAAAGUCAAGUGGAAAAGGAAAAAAAAAAAAAAAACCCAUUUCCUGUUUCAUUUUUCAUUUUACUAUUCCCUUCCCUCAGUUCGAAUUCAGGUUCAAAACUACUUUGUAUUCCACCGCUUACUAAACUCUGACUAAUCUAAAUUCGAGUCGAAAGUAUUGUCAAAGGGAGAAAUCCCAUUCCCAUUCCUUUUUUCAUUUUACUAUUUAUAAAAUACUUGUUUUUAAUUAGGGCAAUAAGCCGCUAAGAUACCUAAUAAUCCGAAACUUAUUAGAUUCUGACUAAUCCGACCUAGAGUUGAGGCCCUUAGGGUAUUGUAAUAUUGUCAAAAGGGGAACUAUUGCACAAGUGGCACUUUCCUUUAGAAUUAUUAAAAAUUUAUAAUUGUAGCACUGUUGGAGGGAAAAGAAGCAACCAAUGAUUUCUUGUUUUGGGUAGUCCUUAGGAAACACAUUUGGGAAGGGCUAUAAUAAUUUUUCUAUCCAAUAUAAAAAGGAACUCUCAACACUCAUUUCAAAUCCUUCACUUCAUUUUCUGAGGUUUUUUUAGAUUUGGUUGUAAAAUCAAUCAAGUCUUACUUACAUUUGGGUCAUUUGGUGGCUUGAAUAUUCUUGAUCCUCUUCAUUGUUUUGUUUACUUUUGGCAUAGUUUUUGAGUGGCAAAAGUUGAGAUGUUUUUUAAUUGCUCUUAAGAAGAACUAUAAAGAAAGCUAGACAGUUACAAUGGCUGCGUUGCCUGCUAAUGGUGAUGUUUCCCAAGUUCCAUUCUUCAGGGCUCGUAUAAAGCCGCAAUUGUACUAUCAUGAUAGUGUAUGAAAUGGUCUUAUUUUCAGGUAAAUUAAUGAAAUUUGCAAGUCUAUAAUCUCUGAAGAUGAUUUAUGAUUGACCUGAGCUGAUACCGGCACACAGGUUUACCAAACAUGGGUGGUGAACCAUGACGCUGUCUAUCUGGUGACGUGAAUGCCUAAUUUGUUUGUUGCAAUAAUCUGAAAGAUUUACUGGUUGAAGAUCAUGGAGAGUGAACCACAUAUGCAGUUAGAUCUUCCCAGCUGUAUACCUUCAGUCAUUGAUGGAAUGCCUCAAUCAUUGUCAGAGUCGCAUUUUCGAACUGCUUUCUUUCAACUGCACACCCAGAAUGAUGGCAUGCUUGGACUUCCAUCUUUGCAAGGGCAAUCCUUUAAAGAUAUGCAUGCUGAUAAAACUGUCAGCUAUGAUGGAUUAAUAAACCGAGGUAACUUCAAUUAUGAAGAUCGUUGCUUGGGAGACGCCUCGUUUACUUCUGGUUCAUUACCCAACAUUAUAGCCACCAGAAAUGGACUCAACAAUGACGUGAACAAUUCAAUAAUUUCUCUUGAACAAGAGGUUUCAUAUGAAUCUCUAAGAGCAAUGUUCUCAGGUGGCUGCUCCUAUGCCUCAAGUUCCUCCAUCCCGAAUAACAGUGGCUAUGAUGGUUUGUUUGGUGAUGUAAAUGACAAAUGGGACCAUAACAGAUUUCUGAUGCAGCAAGAAAUGCACUGGAGACCAUCAACUUCUGAACUGGAACCGAUACGAUUCAAUGGAAGUCUAGUUGCCAAUAAUGAGUGGGUAAUGCCAAGCUCCACACAUGUUUGCACAAGUCAUCCUUAUGGAACCUCUAGAUCUCAUAAUGAGCUCUCUCUGAGUCUUGCUACUUGUGGGCCGUCUCUUCCCUCGGACUUGAGUUGCUCUGAUGCUAUUAACAGUUCUCAGUCUCAAACUAGGUUAGGUUCUGAAUGCAAAUCUCAUCGCAGCAAGGAGCUCUCCCUUGGAAGCACUUCUAAAAAUAGGCCUGUCCAGUUCCCACCAGUAACAUCUGGCUCGAGAUAUGUUUCUGUGCUGCAGCAAAUUCUUUCAGAAGUCUCAAGUUAUUCACUUGACAAUUUAGACAAGACCAGUUAUAAAGGCGAUAAAAGUUUAGUGAACUCUAGUUCAAAUCAUCCUUUCUCUUCAAACAACUUCAUUGAUCCGGGGGCUUCAUUCAAGAAUACCAACGAGUUUCAUGACAAUGCUGGAUUAUUUGAAGUUCCAGCCGGAAGUUCAAAGAGGUCACAGAUGUUAGCUCUGCUACAAAUGGUGGAUGAUCGGUAUAACCGCUGCUUAGAUGAGAUACACAUGGUAAUAUCUGCAUUCCAUGCUGCAACUGAACUGGACCCUCAAUUACAUUCUUGUUUUGCCCUUCAAACAAUCUCAUUCUUCUACAAAAAUCUGAGAGAGAGAAUUAGCAAUCAAAUUCUAGCAAUGGGAAUGGAAAAUGGAAGUGCACGAGAAAGUGGGAUAACCAUUGACAAAUCUUUCAUUCAUAAGCAGUGGGCGAUCCAGCAAUUGAAGAGAAAAGAUCAACUGUGGAGACCUCAGAGAGGCUUGCCAGAGAGAUCUGUUUCAGUAUUACGGGCCUGGAUGUUUGACAACUUUUUACACCCGUAUCCUAAAGAUGCAGAGAAGCACUUGCUUGCUAUCAAAAGUGGAUUAACAAGAAGCCAGGUUUCGAAUUGGUUCAUCAAUGCCCGUGUUCGUCUCUGGAAGCCUCUUGUUGAAGAUAUGUGUGCAGAAAUAAAAAAGAAAAAGGCAAGUCAACAAAACGAUGAAGGAACCAGCAAUAGUAGUAACAAUAGCAGAAGCCAAUUAAGGAUCUACGACUACGAUCAGAGAUUCAGCAAUUAAAAAAGGCAGUGCAGUUACUGGUAGGCUUAGCUACUUGGUAAGGUGAAUAUGAAUAUAAAUUACAUAUGUUUAUAUAGUAAGUAUAUAGUAUUAGCUAUUGCGUAGAAGAUUAAUGCAAUUGUACAUAAAUGCUUAUUUGAGGACUUCACUACUUCCUGGGUUGCUACAAUUUUGCCAGCUUUCUUUGGCUGUGGGUUGUCUUGAUUAGCAUUUGGGUUAGAAUCUGAGAAUCACAUUUUGGUAAUUUUGUAAUGGAAUUUUAAAUUACGUGGUGGUUAUAAAAAUCUUUCGAAUUUGAUGA
This is a messenger RNA of Chenopodium quinoa (quinoa), 3078 nucleotides long. Its product is annotated as homeobox protein ATH1-like. The record is from RefSeq and is a predicted model, not a curated record. Gene Ontology annotation, biological process: regulation of transcription by RNA polymerase II. The transcript is spliced from 5 exons. Lineage: Eukaryota; Viridiplantae; Streptophyta; Magnoliopsida; Caryophyllales; Amaranthaceae. Bases 1110 to 2777 code for a protein of 555 amino acids. Gene Ontology annotation, molecular function: RNA polymerase II cis-regulatory region sequence-specific DNA binding; DNA-binding transcription factor activity, RNA polymerase II-specific.